Messenger RNA from Tetrahymena thermophila SB210, 3057 nucleotides. Its product is annotated as transmembrane protein, putative. The record is from RefSeq and is a predicted model, not a curated record. The transcript is spliced from 3 exons. NCBI's taxonomy places the organism in Eukaryota, Ciliophora, Oligohymenophorea, Hymenostomatida, Tetrahymenidae.
AUGCUUAUCUUAACAAUGUCUCUCUUCUAAAGAUUCAAAUGCAAAUAGUAUACUUACCCAGAUCCAGAAAAAGUCUAUAUUUAAACUUAUACUUUAAUUAAUUAUGCUGGUCAUGUUAAUACAACUAUUCCAAUACCUUACAAACUUUAGUGCUAAGAUAGAAAGUUACUUGUUGGAAACCUAAAUUUAGAUUUUCCUACAAGUUAGAAUGGUUUUAUAAUAGAUAGCAGUAAUAAAGAUUAAAAGUAAGUGACAUUUAAUAUUUACAAAGAUAGUGUUUAAAUUAGCUUUUUCUUAGCAGAAAUAUGCAUAGAUUAGUUUUACGUUGCUAAUCUUAACAUCACUAACCCUUAAUUUAAAAAUAAAAAUAAAUUAGAUUACACAGAUAAACCAUCUAAUUUUACCAAAAAUAUGGUAGCUUAUGCUUACAUUACAGGUGUUUUAUAUGACACAAACCCAUAAUAAAGUUUAUUUAUUGCAAGUGUUUAAACACUAGAUGAUGGAUUCCAUUUUAAACUAAGUAAAGAACCAAAUUGUCAAAUAACUUUUAUUAGUAUAAAUUAUAUCUAUUACGAAAAACGAUAAGAUGAAUCUUCCUACUAUUUCAUUUAUUAAUAAGAAGACCUGACAAAAUAAUCUAUCACUGAUUCAGAUUUCAAGUUAGAUAAUGAUUAAAAUUAAAGUGUCUUUUCGGAGAUCUCAAUUGAUUUUAAUUAUUCUUGUCCUGAAUAAUAUUAGUAAUAUUGCUUUAUGAUUGGACUGACUGGUUAUUAUUAAAAUUACAACUAAGAAAUAAGAUAAAGAAUUUAAUCCAAAUUUAUUAGUAAUAACACUAUUUAAAUUCAAUAUACUAAAUGGGCUGGUUCUCAAUUAUUAGGGAUAUAGUCUUAAAUACUCUUAAUCUAAAUGGCUGUAUGUACUGGUGAGUUAGCUAAUUUUCAAGAUUAAUGUUAAAAGUGCCCGUUAGGGUAUUACUAAAGUAGAGAUGAAAAUAGAAGUUUAAACAGAUGUUAUAAAUGCGACAAUUCUUGUUAUACCUGUGAGAAAAAUGCUUUCAAUUGCUCAAUUUGUAAAGAUUAAAUAUACAUGUAAUUUAAAGAUAAUAAAUGUUAAUGCAUUAAUUCUACUAUGAGCUUAGAUAAAAACAAUAACAUCUGUAUCUGUAAUGACACUUAAACCAUGAAGUAGAAUUCUUAAUUAAAAAAAUGUGAUUGUAUAGAUUAAGAUCUAAUGAAUUAUGAUGAAAAACAGUAAAAAUGCUUAUGUAAAGAAACAAUGAAUUUCAACGUAAAUGAAAAAAAAUGUGUUUGUGUUGAUUAAGAUAACAUGAAAUAUAAUUCUGUAACAGCGAUGUGUGAUUGCCCUUCUGAAAUGAUCUUCAGCAGUAUCUUAUAAGUUUGCAUCUGUUAGGAUUCCUCUUAAUAUUAUGAUAAAGAUAAAAAGUAGUGCCUACUAAAUCCAUCUUCCUAAAAUUGUGAUAUUUUAGAUCAAUUUAAUCCUUAGUGCUAAAAAUGUAAAAAUGGAUUCUAAAACCAUAAUGGUUAUUGCAAAUAUUGUGGAAAAGGAAAGUUUUUUGAUGAGCUGACUAAAACUUGCUCUUUAACAUGUUAAGAGUACUGCUAUUAAUGUUCAGAUAAUUAAACUUGUAAUUAAUAUUAGGAUGAAUUUCCUUGUCAUUUUAGUUGCUAAUUAUGCUAAAUACCUAACUCAGUUAAAGGUUGUAUUAUUUGCAGUUCUGACACUAGAUAAUUUAACUCUACUGAUAAUUCUUGCAACUGUAAAUUUGGAUUCGAAGAAGUUAAUAAAGCUGACUGCAAUUAAAUUUAGUAAUCGUUUAGCUAGUAAUUUUUAACGUUUAAAUCAGUUAUUUCAAACGUUUCAUACUAUUUACAGCUUUUCUAAGCAAUUUUUCCUUUUUAUCCUCAUAUUUUAUUCUCUUUUAUGAUUUAGCAGUAAAUUGGGAUUUUAGCAUAUAAUUUACCAGGAAACAAUGACAUAAAUGACAUGAGAAUAGAACUUUUAAAAGGUUAUUAAACCUACAAUUUUAAUUUUUUUGAGUAAAUUCAGCUCAUCUAGUCAGAUAACUAAGAAACACAGAAUUAAAUAAACUAUUUAACAAUCAGCGCUAUAUGCUUUACUUUCAUGCUUUUAUUCAAAUUAUCUAAUUUAAUAUUUAAAACUUUAUAAUAAAAAUUUUGGUUUUAAAAGUUUUAGUAAUAAGGAUUUAUAAUUAUAUCAAGACUGAUAUCUGCUUAAGUCAUAUAUUAUGCGAUUUCUAUCCUUUUACAGUUGAAUAAGCUCAAUAAAUUCUUUAAAGAAUUAAUUUUAGUGGCAAUAAAUUUAGCUGCUCUAAUUUUAUUUUUAGUUAUCUAAACUUAAUAUUCUUACUUUCUCUUCAAGCAAAAGAAAAAAAAAGCAGAUACUUGUAGUGUUUCUUCUUUUGAAUAAGCAUAGUAAGUUUAAGACAAUAACUCAAAAACAAACAAAGCAAUAAUGAUCAACGAUAUAAAUGUUAUUAAAGGAAGUAAAUACUUGAUUUGGACUGUUUUCGAAUUAAGAAAAAUUAUUACUGCUAUUUUAAUAUUAAAAAUAUAAUCCAAAAUCGACAUAUUUGUAGUUGGAGGCUUGUAGCUUGCAUUUGGAUGCAUCUUAUUGUUGAGAAUAUUUAAUAAUUAAAUAAAAUAAAUAUAUAAUAUAUUCACUGAAAUUAUUCUUGCUACUAUUUAUUUCUUAUCAGCAAUUGCUUACAAUACUUUAAGUGAAAAUGUCUAAGAAGGAUUGUAAUAUAAAAAACCUUCUAUAAUAGAUAUAAUAAUAAUAGCUGCUAUUUUCUUAAUUUAAGUAUUCUCAACUAUAAAUUGUUCCUAUUACUAUUAUCAAAUAAUUAAACAAUUCAUAAAAAAAAAGUAAUAAACCUAAAAACAACUGAUCAAAGACAUGCAUAUAUAAUUUGAACAAUUCCCCUAAGAGUUUAAUGCUAGUAUAAUUGAACAAAUAUUAAACAGCAAUAAGACAUAAUUUUCUUUUAAAUAUAGAAAGACAAAUAAUAAAUUUUGA